This is a messenger RNA of Verruconis gallopava, 653 nucleotides long. RefSeq lists its product as uncharacterized. Gene Ontology annotation, biological process: proton motive force-driven mitochondrial ATP synthesis. Gene Ontology annotation, cellular component: mitochondrial inner membrane. NCBI's taxonomy places the organism in Eukaryota, Fungi, Ascomycota, Dothideomycetes, Venturiales, Sympoventuriaceae. The record is from RefSeq and is a predicted model, not a curated record. The transcript has 3 exons. Gene Ontology annotation, molecular function: proton-transporting ATP synthase activity, rotational mechanism. Bases 215 to 445 code for a protein of 76 amino acids.
UCUCAAGAACAUCCAAAGGCCGAGGACGAUGAAUACUGAUUGUUGAAAAGGCAGAGACUUGACGAACUUUGCACAGUUCAAUCAAGAGGCCCGUGCUCAUUCACUCCGAAGAUUGACCGCGCCAACCUCUUCGUGCUGGCAAGCUUCAAACAAGCUGCCGACCAGCGAACAAAAAUCAUCAACGUCAGUUUCAAAUUCCCUCCGCUCAUUCAAGAUGGCAUUCGCAUGGAAGGCCGCUGGCAUCACCUACAAUCGCUACCUCGCCGUAGCUGCGCGCGUUGUCCGUCGAUCUCUGAAAGAGGACAAGAGAUUGGCCGCUGAGAGAAGAGGAGAGAUGGACCUAAGAUUUGCGAAGUGGGAGAAUGGCAAGCAGGGAGAAAACAAGAGCCUCGCAAGUGCGAAUGCUUCAGCGAUGGCUGAGCAUGCAACCUCAGCAUCGCAGUAGAUUAUCAAAGGUGAAGUUUUGACGUUGGCGAUUGGAUCAGAAAUGCUCAUGGGAAUUCAGAAUGGGGAUAGCGGAAACUUAGCAAUCACUCUGCAUAGAUUCUGUAUCAUCAACACAAUCUUCAAGAGACAUUCAAGAACGUGUGAUUUCUAGCUCUGAUCGUAUUCUUUGGUUAGAUAUAAAUGACGUGAUACUUGCCUUUAAAAAA